Molecule: messenger RNA, 2596 nt
Organism: Condylura cristata (star-nosed mole)
Lineage: Eukaryota; Metazoa; Chordata; Mammalia; Eulipotyphla; Talpidae
Gene: RPN2
Product: ribophorin II
Exons: 18
Coding region: 303-2246 (647 amino acids)
Biological process (GO): protein N-linked glycosylation
Cellular component (GO): membrane; oligosaccharyltransferase complex
Source: RefSeq, a predicted model, not a curated record
GAGCGGCCGGAAUAAGGCCGUUGCGAGGCGGUCGGUUCCAAGUGGGCCGAGGUGCCGGGGGGGAAGAGCGCCUGUGCGCUGGGACCGCGGGGCGUUGUGGGCACCAGACCUCGAAUCCCAGCCAAGCCUGCUAGAAGCGGCCUGGCCCAGUGGAACGGCGGGACUGACCUGUGCCUAGACCCCAUCUCGGCACGUUGAGCCUCCUUCGAAUCACUGGUGUCCCCUCCGGCGCGUUCCUGGAGCGACUUUCUUGAGCGGAAGUCAGCCUGCGGCUCGGGCUCUGGAGGGACCUGCUCGGAGGAAUGGCGCCGCCGGGUUCAAGCACUGUCUUCCUGUUGGCCUUGACAAUCAUAGCCAGCAUCCAAGCUCUGACACCCACUCACUACCUCACCAAGCAUGAUGUAGAAAGACUGAAAGCCUCACUGGACCGCCCUUUCACAAGUUUGGAAUCUGCUUUCUACUCCAUCGUGGGACUCAGCAGCCUUGGGGCCCAGGUGCCAGAUGUAAAGAAAGCAUGUGCCUUCAUUAAAUCAAACCUUGACUCCAGCAACGUGGAUUCCCUUUUCUAUGCCGCCCAGUCCAGCCAUGCCCUCUCAGGGUGUGAGAUCUCCAUUUCCAAUGAAACCAAAGAUUUGCUUCUGGCAGCUGUCAGUGAAGAUUCGUCCGUUACCCAGAUCUACCACGCGGUUGCAGCCCUCAGUGGCUUUGGCCUGCCCCUGGCCUCCCAAGAAGCACUUGGUGCCCUCACCGCUCGGCUCGGCAAGGAAGAGACUGUGCUCGCGACAGUCCAGGCUCUGCAGACUGCAUCUUACCUGUCCCAGCAGGCUGACUUGAGGAGCAUUGUGGAGGAGAUUGAGGACCUUGUUGCACGCCUGGAUGAACUGGGAGGUAUGUAUCUCCAGUUUGAAGAAGGACUGGAAACAACAGCCUUGUUUGUGGCUGCCACCUACAAGCUCAUGGACCAUGUGGGGACUGAGCCAUCUAUUAAGGAGGAUCAGGUCAUCCAGCUAAUGAAUGCGAUCUUCAGUAAGAAGAACUUCGAGUCACUCUCAGAAGCCUUCAGUGUCGCCUCUGCUGCUGCUGCGCUCUCCCAGAAUCGCUACCACGUGCCAGUUGUGGUGGUGCCUGAGGGCUCUCCUGCCGACACUCACGAGCAGGCUGUCCUUCGGUUGCAAGUUACCAAUGUUCUGUCCCAGCCUCUGACUCAGGCCACUGUUAUACUAGAACAUGCUAAAUCUGUUGCUUCCAGAUCCAUUGUCCUCCAGAAGACAUCUUUCAGUCCCGUACGGGAUAUUUUUGAACUAAACUUCAUGAAUGUCAAGUUUUCCAGUGGUUAUUAUGACUUCUCUGUCAAAGUCGAAGGUGAUAGCCGUUAUAUUGCAAAUACUGUAGAGCUUAGAGUCAAGAUCUCUACUGAAGUCGGCAUCACAAAUGUCGAUCUCUCUACUGUAGAUAAGGAUCAGAGUAUUGCACCAAAAACCACCCGGGUGACCUACCCAGCCAAAGCCAAGGGCACAUUCAUCGCUGACAGCCACCAGAACUUUGCUUUGUUCUUCCAACUGGUAGACGUGAACACUGGUACUGAACUCACCCCUCACCAGACAUUCGUCCGACUUCAUAACCAGAAGACUGGACAGGAAGUGGUGUUUGUUGCUGAGCCGGACAGCAAGAAUGUUUACAAGUUUGAGCUGGACACCUCUGAGAGAAAGAUCGAAUUCGACUCUGCAUCUGGCACCUACACUCUCUACUUGAUCAUUGGGGAUGCCACUUUGAAGAAUCCAAUCCUUUGGAAUGUGGCUGAUGUGAUCAUCAAGUUCCCAGAAGAAGAUGCUCCGUCCACUGUCCUGUCCAAGAAUCUUUUCACCCCUAAGCAGGAGAUUCAGCACCUGUUCCGAGAGCCUGAGAAGAGGCCCCCUACAGUGGUGUCCAAUACUUUCACUGCUCUCAUCCUCUCGCCCUUGCUUCUGCUCUUUGCUCUGUGGAUCCGGAUUGGUGCCAAUGUCUCCAACUUCACUUUUGCUCCUAGCACAAUUAUCUUUCACCUGGGACAUGCUGCUAUGUUGGGGCUCAUGUAUGUCUACUGGACUCAGCUCAACAUGUUCCAGACCUUGAAGUAUCUGGCCAUCUUGGGCAGUGUGACGUUUCUGGCUGGUAACCGGAUGCUGGCCCACCAGGCAGUCAAGAGGAUCGCUGCAGAGCAGAGCAGUAGAUUGGCAAAAUAUAGGACUCUACGAACAGCACAUUAAUUCCUGAAGAAGGAAGGAAAUUCUGAAAGCUGAAAUGAGUAUCAAGAAAAGAAGUCAAAACAAUUCACAGUUUAAAAAGAGGAAUGAAAAAAGAACUUUAUUUAAAGAGAAAAAAAAGUCAGAAUUGUAGUUAUACUUUGACUUGUUGUUUUUCUAUUUCCCGAACAUGGGGCAGGUAAUUGUGAGUGCAGAUAGUCUUUUUUUUUUUUUUUUUUUGGCAUAGAUACCCUAGCAAGAUGCUGUGAAUAUUUCCAACUUAGCCAGAUACUGAAUUUAAAAAGUUGAACUGUGUAUUAAUCUGUUUUGGAAUAAAGAGAAUAAUGGGAACAAAGGACUGAUUGGACAUUUGC